Emiliania huxleyi CCMP1516 is the source of this 603-nucleotide messenger RNA. RefSeq lists its product as hypothetical. The coding region runs from base 1 to 603 and encodes 200 amino acids. Gene Ontology annotation, biological process: dephosphorylation. Gene Ontology annotation, molecular function: protein tyrosine/serine/threonine phosphatase activity. The record is from RefSeq and is a predicted model, not a curated record. The transcript has a single exon. Lineage: Eukaryota; Haptophyta; Isochrysidales; Noelaerhabdaceae.
AUGUGGGACGCGAACAUCGGACCCGGCUGCGCCGACUCGCCCGGCGUCUCGCACCUCCCGCGCAUCUCGCCGCUCCUCUGGGUCGGCAACGAGAUCGCGCCGUCGGUCGGCAGCUUCGACGUCGUGGUCUCGACCGUUCCGCCGCGAAGUUGCAGGACGGGCGCGAGGCAGCCCGAGCUGACGACUCACGCUAUCAUGUUUGCCGACGGCCAGGGCAGCGAGACUGCGGCGGGCGUCGCCUUUGCGAAGCGGUGCAUCCUCGAGGGCGCCGAGUGCGUAGCGGCUGCUGUGGCCGCGGGCAAGUCCGUCCUCGUCCACUGCGCGUGGGGCCAGAACCGCUCCUGCGCGAUCUGCUGCGCUUUUGCCGUCUUGCACAGGAGUAUGUCGGCUAACGAGGCUAUCGACUACGUCCGCGAGCGAAACAUCGCCGAGCGAUCAUACGCCGGUCAGCAGCCGCCGGGCGGCGCGAUGCACAACCGGGUCUUCCGAGAGAUCAUUCGCGAGUUGGAGAGAGAGCGCGACGCCGAGGCGGAGGAGACGGCGGAGACUGCGGAGGAGGCGGCGGCGCGGGAAGCGGCCGCCGGCACCAGGCAUGGCACAUAG